Messenger RNA from Coffea eugenioides, 1182 nucleotides. Its product is annotated as UPF0301 protein Tfu_2389. The transcript is spliced from 2 exons. The record is from RefSeq and is a predicted model, not a curated record. Bases 58 to 972 code for a protein of 304 amino acids. Lineage: Eukaryota; Viridiplantae; Streptophyta; Magnoliopsida; Gentianales; Rubiaceae.
GCGACGAAUCUUGAGUGGCAUCACAUAGUGACAGUCGAGAGAGAGGAAUCAAGAGCCAUGGAAACCUGUUUAUUCUCUUCAAAAUUCUUCUCCAAAACAACAGAAAUCAUUCCUUUUAAUAGAAUACGAGUUCCUACUCUCGCAGGAAGAAAGUUUUGUCGGCAUCAGUCCAAAAAAGUAGGGAUUCGAUAUUCCAUAUCUUGUUGCCAGCUAGGUCGUAAAUCACAAUCACCUGAGGAUGAGGAGAGACCAUCGGUUGAUGUUGACUGGCGAUCAUUUAGGGCAAGGUUAGUAGCUGGAGAAAAAGCAUCCACAACAGGAGGAGGGCCUUUUUCUGCUGUUAUUGAUCCGGAUAGAGUCGCGGAUCAGCCUCCGACGAUCACAAUUGGGGACAAAUGGGCUCAUACUAUACAUGAACCCGAGAAGGGCUGCUUACUUAUAGCCACAGAGAAGCUGGAUGGCGUCCACAUUUUCGAAAGAACGGUGAUUCUGCUGCUAUCUACCGGUCCCAUAGGCCCAACUGGUAUCAUACUCAACCGGCCAUCGCUCAUGUCAAUCAAGGAAAUGAGAUCAUCUUCGGCUUUGGAUGUUGUUGGCACAUUUUCUGAUAGGCCAUUGUUCUUUGGAGGGCCCUUAGUAGAAGGGAUUUUCCUGGUGAGCCCUGAAGAUGGAAAAGAUGGGGUUGGAAAGAGUGGAGUGUUGGAGGAAGUAAUGAAGGGACUGUACUACGGAACUAAGGAGACGGUGGGUUGUGCUGCUGAGAUGGUGAAGAGGAAUGCUGUUGAGAUUGGGGACUUCAGAUUCUUUGAUGGAUAUUGUGCGUGGGAAAGAGAGCAACUGAGGGAUGAGAUAAGGUCCGGCUAUUGGACAGUAGCUGCCUGCAGCCCAAGCGUCAUUGGUCUGGCUAGUGUCGGAAGUGUUGGGCUCUGGGAGGAAAUCCUUGGGCUUAUGGGCCCUAGAAAGGUUUGGUAAUUCUUAGGCGUCAGGAAUCAUAGACUCUUUAUUUUCAGUAUUGUAAAAAGUGCAUUUUGAUUUUUGACAUCCUUGUUGUAUUGUACCCAUAUUCUUGAACCAUGGUGGAACUUUGAUUCUGGUUUAAUACAUGGUGCGAGAUCGAUCCUUAAGAUAAAUCGGGAAUUUGAAUUUCCAUCCGAAAGGAUCUCUUCUUAGUUAUAUACUCAA